Messenger RNA from Phyllostomus discolor (pale spear-nosed bat), 1584 nucleotides. RefSeq names its product selection and upkeep of intraepithelial T-cells protein 7-like. Gene Ontology annotation, molecular function: signaling receptor binding. The record is from RefSeq and is a predicted model, not a curated record. The transcript has 9 exons. Lineage: Eukaryota; Metazoa; Chordata; Mammalia; Chiroptera; Phyllostomidae. Bases 402 to 1541 code for a protein of 379 amino acids. Gene Ontology annotation, biological process: T cell receptor signaling pathway; regulation of cytokine production. Gene Ontology annotation, cellular component: external side of plasma membrane.
GCAAAUGAAUUUUAUAAUACAUGAAACAGAUACUCUGUUGUUUUUUUCAUGAAGGGAUUUUGAUUUCAUAUCAGCCAGAAAAAAAUGUUCCACUGGCAGGCAAUAGAUGGAAGCUGUGCUUAACAGGGCGCCCACUUUGACUGUAGUUCACCUGUUACCGACUGUUGGUGGAAGAACACUGCUAAGUCACCUUCAGACACAGAGACGACUUUCCGAAGAACCGGAAGGAAAUUUCCUCUGGAUCCUGGAGCUCAAAUUCAAGGUUUGAGUUGCUGAUUCUGAGUAGGAGUAGUAAAGGAUGAGAUACCAGAGCAACUAUAAAUCAUCUAGAGAUUAUUACAUCUCUUUGGAAAUUGUAAUCUUUAUUUCUGGAUGCUGUGCCAACUUACCUACACAAAUGCAUGAUGACGCCUAAGUACUCUUAUUUUUCUGGGUAUUAUGUGGGCUUUCUUUUCCUACAAGUGAUGACAUCAACACCAGAAAAGUGGACAGUGAUCACUCCCAUGGGACACUUGGUGGCUACAGUGGGAGGACAGGCUGAGCUUAGCUGCCAGUUGUCCCCACCACAAAGUGCAGAACACAUGGAGGUGUCCUGGUUCCAGGGUAAUCAUUCCAAGCUUGUUCACCUAUACAGAGAUGGCCAUGAAGUGAAUGGGAAUGCUGCCCCAGAAUAUGCAAAUCGCAUAGAGUUUGUGAAAAAGGCCAUUGGGGAUGGCAAAGUGACUCUCCGACUUCAUAAUAUCAGCAUUUCUGAUAAUGGACCAUACCAGUGUUCAUUCAAGGACAGUGAAUUCAGGGGUGAGGCUGUCAUGAACCUGAGUGUCACAGCAUUAGGCUUGGAGACACAGAUCUAUAUUCAGGUUCCUAGCACUGGUGGACUUACGUUGGAGUGUAACUCAGGAGGCUGGUUCCCACAGCCACAGAUGGAGUGGAGAGACAACAAGGGAGAGGUAGUUCCGCAUUUAUCAAAAUCCUAUUCACAGGAUGAAGCUGGAUUAUUCUACGUGAAGAUGAUUGUUUUCCUCCAAAAUAAAUCACAGGGCAAUGUGAUUUGCUACAUUUACAACCCUCUGUCAGGGGAAGGGAAGCAAAUAAAUGUCUUCUUAGCUGACUCCUUGUUUGAUCCAGUUCACAUCUGGCUGAUAGUUUUAAUUUCAGUUUUCUGUGUGGUACUACUUUUGUUUGGUGUGCUCCUACUCUGUCAAUAUUUCAAAAUAACAGUGCUCCGGUGUGACCUCAUUCAUUUGUUGAACACAAGUUUUGCUCAGUUACUCUGUUUUGUAUGCUCUUGUACAAUACCCAUUAUAUAUCUGCUAUUCCGGAAGAGAGUGUCCCUUUCAGAUCCUUUGUUUUUUUUAUACAAUGACUGGAUACAGGAUAUUUCAACAAUGGUGAUUGUGCUGAUGACAUUUUACAGUGUACUUAUCCUUAGUUUGUACCUGACAAUAAAAGGCCAUAUAAGAAGAAAAAGAAUAUUUGAAAAAAAUCAGCAGAUACGUGAGCAGCAAAAUGUAGAAAUGGAAACACUACACGAGAAAUAAUAUGCCCUGAACAGAGUGGCUCAGUUGGUUGAGUGUUGUCCUG